CUCCCCUCCGUCCUUUUGACUCUUUUCUGCAUACAUCCUGCCAUCCGCCGUCACUCUUCUUCUUCUUCGUCUUCUUCGUCGUCUUCCUCUUCUUCUUCUUCUCCAGCUUACUUACUUACUUUCUUCCCUUUUUCCUUCUUUUUAUCUACUUCUCCCCCUUUCCUCAUACUCCACAUCCAAUUCGAGACCUGCCUCCACACUCCGCCCUCUGUCCACACGCCCACCCAACCUUCUCUCUCCUUCGCCUGUCCUUUCCCUCUAACCCUGCCACUCCAUACACUCACACCCACCCACACACACAUACACACCGCUACAACAAUGACAAAGAUCAAGCCCAGGCUCAUCGCCCGCAUCUCCUGUCAAGAGUGCCGUCGCAGAAAGACCCGCUGCAACUUCGACGGCCAGAGCCAGAAGUGUUCUACCUGUGCCCGCAUCGGCACCCCCUGCAUCUUCUCCCAAAAGAACGGCGUCGUCCUCGAUAUCGACAAGGUCAUGGAGGAGAACAACCCACAUCUGGUCCACCAGCGUGAAAAGGAGCUGCGGGCCAAGGAGCGCGCUCGACUCGCCCCCUCCUCAAACUUCACAGGCCCUGCCCUGGCACCAGCGUCGGCCUCAUCAGACACAUCCAUCUACUCCAGAUCCACACCAUCGUCUUCCUAUCUCUCGGGAGGACAGUACGCAAACAGGCCCAGCAGAAGCAACAGCACCUCCAGCGCAGCACUAUACAGCGGCCGCUCGUCCUCAACAGAGGACCUCUCCAAUGUCAUGGACCGGCUUCAAAUCGAUGCCUUUGGAAUCGCACCACAUACGCUCCGCAGCUUCAGUCAGGUUGCUGGGGACAACGACUCUGUAGAGACAUCCACAGGCGAAUCCUCAGAUGCAGACCCCGCCGAAUCUUCUUCAGCCUUCAAAGACUCCGCAGAGCAGGACGAUAUCAAGCCGAUUGGUUCGGUCUGUGGCGACAAACAACAUAGUUUCGGCAGCAGUUCAGGUGUGCAUAGUCAUCACGGUCACCACCAUCGGCCAUCGAGGAGUCGAUCCGUUCCCUUGGUCGAUAUCCAGCCUGAUCUAAUCGACAUGUACUUCAAGCACGUUCACCCGUUCCUGCUCGUCCUCCACAAACCUUCGUUCUUCCGUCGGCUGUAUGAUCCCAAGGACCCUGUACCGGACUUCUUGUUGGCGGCGAUGUAUGCAGUGGCCUCACAUUACACUCCUGGUCGGGAAGAGGAUGGUCGUCGAUACUUUCAAUUCUGGCUGAGCCGAUUGGAUGAUACGCUGGACAAACCGAGACUGUCGACGAUCCAGGCACUGUUGAUGGUCAUCAAGUACCAGGAGGGUGUCAAGCAAAGCGGCUUCUAUUUCCGCACAUACAUGUAUACUCAGAUGGUUGUUGUUCUGGCAAGGGAGCUGCAACUGCACAAGACCACGCCCGUUAACGCAAAACUCGACCCUGAAAGCCAUGAAGUCAGGCGGCGACUCUUUUGGGCGAUCUUUGUACUGGACCAAUUCCUCUCCGUAUCCCAGGGUCGCACGAUGAGCUUUAGGGAGGUCGAGCCCGAGGCUGACCUACCGCGGACCGACAACGAGGACCCGAACGAUCCAGAGGAGAUUGAGGUGAUCGAGAACGCGGUAGAGUACAUCAAACUGGUCAAGAUCGACCACCAGGCCCUGAUUCUCGUUCGAAAAUUUCUCACGAAGGUCGUUACGCCAGAGGAGACGAUCCCUCAGGGGCUGUUCCUACAUCAGGCAAUGCUGGCCUGGAAAGCCAACUUGCCAGCUCGACUUCAGCUGGCACCGAACAUGUCGCCACAUACACCCUUUGUUGCGAUGCUCCACAUCCUAUACCAUGCCUGUGCCGUCAUGAUCCAGCGAUGCUAUUGUGAGGACCCCAGUAUCAGCCAUCUGGAGAUUGCGGCGGUGUCGAGAGAGACCUGCACCAUUUCCGCGACCAAUAUCACGGUGAUUAUCGACGACCUGUACACGAACCACGGGAUGGUGCCGAUGACGUACCCGAUCCGAGGAUGCUACUUUGUGAUCUAUUGCUUGAUCGGGGCUGCGACGGUCCAAGUGAACGAUAUUCGACAGGGAUUGAAUGGGCCGAUUAUGUUCAAGCGGACGCUGGCGCUGUUGAACCACUUCUUGCGGACGUCGACGGCAGUGGAUAUUGAGCGGGAGGUCGAAUUGCUGAAGAGUUCGAUGGACCUGGGAGCGGAUGGGUCGUCGUCGGGUUCAGCCAUAUCGAUCGUGCCUCAGUAUGAUCAUCGCCCCGCAUUCAAGCCAAUCCUGCCCAUGUCACAAAAGUGUAGCUCCAAGUUGAACUUCUCGGGCUCGAGCAUCACCCCGAUCCGACCACGCAAGAUCUCGCCUAGGGCUUCAUCUUCCCCCUCGAGUAGUGCUGUCAGUCCUGGGGGGAUGUUGCCACAGGCAUCGAAGAGCGGCCAUGGGCGUAUGUCCUCGACAUCAAGAGCUAUGGGAUCGGAGGAUCACCCUGGUUUUAGCGUAGGCGAUCACAAGGUUCCCGAUCAGUCGAAUUCUUCUUCUUCACCUUCAUCAUCAACAACAAGCGCCAGUAAUACGGACGCCCAUGCCUCGUCACAGAGCCCCUGUAGUCAACAUCUGGAUGAUGAACUGGACAUCGCCAUCAAAUCGUCACCUUCACCUAACCUGCCCUCUCGGCCGAUUUCUUCAGGACACAAUAGUAGCAAUUAUGAGACGAAUGCCAGCAGCAGUGGGUCGGAUACGUACUUGCGAUCUGUCCCGACGUUCACGGCCCCGGAUUCAUUGCCUUUGGAUUUUACGGCGUUUGUACAGGCACAGCAACAGGCUCUGGCGUCGGGUGGGGGUCAGAACCCGCCACCUCCAAUGUCUCUAGCACAGUUCUUGACGAUCCAGCAGAAUUACCAGAGGUUGCAACUUCAGAAGCAGCAGCUGUUGUCGGCGAAUUCGAUAGGUUUGACAGGGUCGCUCAGCCAGUUCACGGCGGCGCAGAUUCAGGAGCAGCAUCUGAUCAAUCAGCAGGAACAGCUUCUGCAGCUGCUGCAAGAGCUACAACGACAACAGCAACAACGACGACAGCAACAACAGCAACAGCAACAGGAUCCGGCGCAAAUUCAGGAGCAGCAUUUGAUCGAUCAGCAGGGACAGCUUCUGGAACUGCUGCAACAGCUCCAACAACAACAACGACGAGAGCAGCCACAGCAACAGCAACAACAGCAACGGGAUCCGACAGAGACUCUGAUCAAUCAGCAGGGACAGCUUAUGCAGCUGCUGCAAGAGCUCCAACGACAACAACAACAACGACGACGACAGCAGCAGCAGCAGCAGCAACAGGAUCCGGCGCAAAUUCAGGAGCAGCAUCUGAUCGAUCAGCAGGGACAGCUUCUGCAGCUGAUGCUACAGCUCCAACAACAACAACAACGACAUCAGGAACUGCAACUGCAACAACAGCAACAGCAACAGGAUCCGGCACUGUUCAGCAACUUUUUGAACAACUUCUCGAACCUAAACAACUACCAACAAUUGAACUCUGAUCAGGCUCAGAACGAACUGCUCUCGAUGCUGGAUUCUUCCAUGUUCAAUUACAGCGACGCCACCACCAACGCCUUUGUAGCCACCCUGGGUUCCAAUACUCUUGCGCAGCAGCAAGUUUCUCGACAACAGGGCCUCGGAGAGGUGUUGUCGUCCUCGCUCUCGCCGUCGAGUACGACCAUGUCCUCGGCCUUCAGUCCCGACCUUGGCCCGAUCGCCUUCAACGGCUUCUUCUUCCCCAGCACGGCCCAGCAACAACCGAUCCGGGGACGGACCGCAUCCUCGGACGACUCGCUCUUGGCGGAUGCGGCACUGGCUAGGGACCACCUCAAGGACACGCCCUCGCCAGAAACCUUCCCGAUUUUGGAUAUGGCGAGCACAUUCCCGAUGUAUUUGGGUCCAGAGAGUGCAGUCCCCUAUGGGGUACGACAGGCGCUUGGGGACGCAGAUAAGAUCUUCAAGUUCCAGGCGCAGGCCGGUCUUUCUGCAGAGUAAGAUAUCUAGACUAGAUCAUACUUUUUAUUUCUAAUCCCUGUAUAACAUUUACAUAUAUAUUUAUAAAGAAAAAAUUGGACCGC
Messenger RNA from Gamsiella multidivaricata, 4106 nucleotides. Its product is annotated as fungal-specific transcription factor domain-containing protein. Gene Ontology annotation, molecular function: DNA-binding transcription factor activity, RNA polymerase II-specific; DNA binding; zinc ion binding. Lineage: Eukaryota; Fungi; Mortierellomycota; Mortierellomycetes; Mortierellales; Mortierellaceae. Gene Ontology annotation, biological process: regulation of DNA-templated transcription; DNA-templated transcription. The record is from RefSeq and is a predicted model, not a curated record. The coding region runs from base 319 to 4023 and encodes 1234 amino acids. The transcript is spliced from 2 exons.